Amborella trichopoda is the source of this 1326-nucleotide messenger RNA. Its product is annotated as UPF0481 protein At3g47200. Lineage: Eukaryota; Viridiplantae; Streptophyta; Magnoliopsida; Amborellales; Amborellaceae. The record is from RefSeq and is a predicted model, not a curated record.
AUGCGAUGGAAGAAGCAAUGCAUAUACAUUGUUCCAGCCAUCCUUGCCGGCUGCAACCAGGAUGCCUACAUCCCACAUCGUGUCUCCCUCGGCCCCUUCCAUCAUCCCUUCAAGGAUAGCAAUGCCCACCUAAAACCCAUGGAAGAGCACAAGCAACGGGCACUCAUCCACUUCCUCCGCCACUCAAGGUGCCCUAUCAAUGACUAUCUCGACGCUCUGCAAGCUGUGGAGAAAGACCUCAUAGACUGUUACAGUGUGCCGUUCACGAGCAUCACCUCUGAUGAAUUCCUUCUGAUGCUGCUGCGAGAAGGUUGCUUCCUUCUUGAGAUCCAUCGAACAACAAUCGAAGGGAAUUUCACCGGUUACGUGCACGAUGACGCCAUAUUUGGGUACCACAGAGCUACCCACGUGCUGCCAUUUGUACGCAGAGAUAUGUUGGUGCUCCAUAACCAGAUACCCUUGCUGGUGUUGCGUAGGCUCUUGGACUCGGCCUUUAUAUCCUGUUGCACUAGGCUGAAUAGGAUGGUGCUCGACUUCUUUCAGAUGAAGGAUUUAGCAGGGGCUGAUAGCUUAGGUGUGCACAUGCUCGAUGCGUAUAGGCGGUGCCUAGUGCGGGCACCGACUUCGGCUUUGGCACAAAGGGAGGCGAGUGCGGCUACUGGGGGGCUAGCUGUGAGGUCUGCUGCAACAUUGCAUGAUGCGAGGGUGAACUUCAGGCCGAGCACAACAAAGGGGUUGAUGGAUGUACAUUUCACCGACGGGGUGCUGUACCUGCCGCACUUAAUCAUCGACGACACAACGGAAUCCAAGUUCUUGAAUCUGCUGGCUUUCGAGAGUCUUCACGUGGGGGCGGGGUGCGAGGUCUCGUCGUACGUGUGGUUCAUGGACAACCUCAUAGACACUGCUAAGGACGUGGACGUUUUGCGCUUCUCGAGCAUCAUUGAGAAUGCAAUGGGAAGUGAUGCAGAGGUGGCAGAUCUCUUCAACAGACUCUCAAAGGAGUUGACAAUGGAUUCGGAUGGACGAUUCGCAACGGUGCAGAAGCAGCUGAGACAACGCUACGAGAAGCUGUGGAACCGAAUCUCGGUUCAGUUCCAUCAAAGCUACCUCAGUGAUCCUUGGAAGUUUAUUGGGUUGGUUGCAGCGGAAUACGACCUCCUCAAUAUGAUGAUGUUCGAGCAAUGUAAGUUCGGAUCGGAGAGUCACAUCAUGGCGUAUGUGAAUUUGGAGGACUUGAUAGACACAGAAUAUGUGAAUUUGGAGGACUUGAUAGACCCAGCCAAGGAAUCCUUUGCCGCUUGUAUCUUCAGGAAUGAUAGAGAAUAG